AUGGACAACAGCCCCCCAUUCCCAAGAAAGAUUACAAGGCACCUGACCUUUCCACUUCUUGCUGUUACACUCCUGUCAUCAUUUGGAUCCUCCAUGCUGUAUGGCUUCAAUCUGGCUGUGGUAAACUCUCCAGCGGUGCACAUCAAAGCCUUCUACAACGCAACAUGGUAUCAACGCUAUGGGCAGGGCCUGGCUCAAGGACCUCUCACUCUCAUGUACUCCCUGACUGUCUCCAUUUUUGCCCUGGGAGGCUUUGUGGGGUCAUUUCCUGUGGGAAUUCUGGUCACCCAAUAUGGGAGGAAUGGCACUUUGAUCCGUAGCAACUUCCUUGUUCUGUUGGCUGGCAUGUUAAUGGGAUUCAGCCGCUACUUGGGAUCCCCUGAAAUGGUCAUUUUGGGGCGCUUCAUCAUAGGGAUUCAUUCUGGCAUCUGCCUCAGUGUGGUGCCCAUGUACUUGGGAGAAAUUGCCCCAAAGAACCAUCGGGGAUUCCUGGGCCUGGUUCCAAGUAUCUUUAUUUGUCUGGGGGUCUUUUCUGCCCAAGUCCUGGGCCUUCCAGAGCUUCUGGGGGAGGAUGCCUAUUGGCCUCUUUUCCUCUCUAUAGUGGUGGUUCCUGCUUUUCUGCAGCUCUUGCUACUGAGUUGGUUUCCUGAAAGCCCUCGUUACUUGCUUAUUGAGAAAAAUAAUGUCCAUGGAGCUGCUGAAGCAUUAAGCUUGUUCCUUGGUCAACAUAAUGUGCAGGAUACCAUUGCGGAGAUAGAAGAAGAAAAGCGUUCACUUGCCUCAGUGAAAGCUGUGUCUGUAUGGCAACUGCUCUCAGAUCAUUCUGUGCGAUUUCAAGUACUGUCUGUAGUAGUGAUCAACAUGGGUAUGCAGCUCUCUGGAAUUGAUGCGAUCUGGUUUUACACAAAUGCUAUAUUUGAGCAUGCUGGCAUUCCUGAUCCUGAUAUCCCUUACACUACCGUGGGCACUGGUGCCAUUGAGGUUGUUGCUGGCUUAAUAGGCUGUUUCACCAUUGAGAAGGUGGGACGUCGUUCUCUCCUCAUAGUUGGCUUCUGUUUUAUGGGCAUCUGUUGUGCUGGCAUCACCCUGUCCCUGGUGCUUCAGUCAAGUGUGUCCUGGAUGCAUUACAUCAGUGUGGCUUUUGUGAUUGGAAUCAUUGCAGGAUUUUGCAUAGGACCAGCUGGCGUCCCAUUUCUGAUGACAGCUGAACUCUUCAAGCAGUCACAUCGGCCAUCGGCUUAUAUUGUGGGUGGGUCCCUCAACUGGCUCUCGAACUUCACUGUCGGCUUUGUGUUUCCCUUCUUGCAGAUGUCAGCUGGUCCUUUCUCCUACCUGGUCUUCUGUGGUAUCUGCUUUCUAGUUGCACUGUAUGUGUAUUUCAUAAUCCCUGAGACUAAAAAUAAGACAUUCGUGGAAAUCAGCCACUUCUUCACCUCCUCUCGCCCUACCUUCUUCUCUAACUUGCCCGGUUCUUUCAAGAUGGUCAAGUUAAAUGGCUAUGGAGCCCUGGAAAACAGCUCCUUGGAAUUCUCUGGAUCAGUAUCAGAUCUCCCAUGA
Molecule: messenger RNA, 1557 nt
Organism: Notechis scutatus (mainland tiger snake)
Lineage: Eukaryota; Metazoa; Chordata; Lepidosauria; Squamata; Elapidae
Product: solute carrier family 2, facilitated glucose transporter member 5-like
Biological process (GO): dehydroascorbic acid transport
Cellular component (GO): plasma membrane
Molecular function (GO): D-glucose transmembrane transporter activity
Source: RefSeq, a predicted model, not a curated record